This is a messenger RNA of Astyanax mexicanus (Mexican tetra), 3056 nucleotides long. RefSeq names its product mediator complex subunit 25 (gene med25). NCBI's taxonomy places the organism in Eukaryota, Metazoa, Chordata, Actinopteri, Characiformes, Acestrorhamphidae. Gene Ontology annotation, biological process: positive regulation of transcription by RNA polymerase II. Gene Ontology annotation, cellular component: transcription regulator complex; mediator complex. Bases 192 to 2447 code for a protein of 751 amino acids. The transcript has 20 exons. The record is from RefSeq and is a predicted model, not a curated record.
CCAGUCCGAUGAGUCGAUAGUCGAGCGGUAAAUCUGGAGGUUUGUUGUCAUCGCGCUUCUGCGAGUUAAGUGAAUAUCUGGAUAAAGAUGAAGACGGAAAAUCUCCGGGUGUGAAUUAAAUUCAGUUCUCAGUCUGAACACUUGAAUAAAGCGCUCCUCUCGGGUGUGGUGUGGAGUGAAAGCCGGGCACUAUGGUGACCCACAUGGACCCAGCUCCCAAAAUUGGUGCCAACCAGGUUUCAGACGUGGUGUUUGUUAUAGAAGGAACAGCGAAUCUCGGUCCAUAUUUUGAAUCUCUGCGGAAGAACUACAUACUGCCAGCCAUCGAGUACUUUAAUGGGGGUCCACCAGCUGAAACAGAUUUUGGAGGAGAUUAUGGUGGGACACAGUAUGGACUGGUGGUCUUCAACACUGUGGACUGUGCUCCAGAGUCAUAUGUCCAGUGCCACGCUCCUACCAGCUCUGCCUACGAGUUUGUGUCGUGGAUUGACAAAAUUCAGUUUAUGGGAGGUGGAGCAGAGAGCUGUAGUUUAAUUGCUGAAGGACUGUCUGUGGCUCUGCAGCUCUUUGAUGACUUUAAGAAAAUGAGGGAGCAAAUUGGUCAGACUCAUAAGGUGUGUGUGCUGCUGUGUAACUCUCCUCCAUAUCUGCUGCCUGCUGUGGAGAGCGUCAGUUACACCGGCUGCACCACAGACAACCUCGUCCAGAUCAUACGAGACAAGGGAAUCCAUUUCUCAGUGGUUGCGCCACGGAAGCUUCCAGCACUUCGAGCUCUGUUUGAACGAGCUUCUCCAGUGGGAGCACCAUCCGAAUCUUCUCAUCCGGACUACAGCCAGGAUCCAUUCCACAUGGUGCUCAUCCGCGGCAUCGCACUUCCAGUUGCCCCUGGAGGAGGUUCUGGUCCAGUACCUCUUAAACCAGUUCUACCCCCACAGCCCAUGAAUGUCAGUCAACCACCUCCCAUUGGUGCUGCCUCCCAGGUUCCUCCAAUCAGCGCCAAUCACCCCUACCAGCCUCCACCCUCUCUAAAUGCGGCGGCGGCUGCAGCAGCGAUGGCAGUGGAAGCUGCUAACAAUCAGAAGAGGCCCUUCCCGGGGAUGGUGAAUGCAGGUCCACCCUUCAGUACUCAGCCGGUUAAAUUAACUUCAGUCAGCCAGCCCAGCCUGUCCACAGUCACCACGGUCUCCACACCCAUGCUGCAGCAGCAGCAAGCCCCACCUCAGCAGCAACCACAGCCAUCACAAGUCCCGCCCCCUGGUCAGCCUACGCCAAACCAGCAAGCACCUCAACCCCCCCAGCAGCAGCAAGCGCCCAAUCAACAGCCUCCACCAUCCUCUCAGCCUGGCAUGCCUGGUGUUUCUGCAUCUCCGGCAAAUUCAAUUGGUGGUCAGCAGGGAGUUCCCAAUAAAGUGGUUGCGUGGAGUGGAGUUCUAGAGUGGCAGGAGAAGCCUAAAGCGUCCUCCAUGGACUCCAACACUAAACUCACCCGCUCGCUGCCCUGCCAGGUGCAAGUCAACCAAGGAGAGAACCUAAAUGCAGAGCAGUGGCCGCAGAAGCUGAUCAUGCAGCUUAUCCCCCAACAGCUGCUGACGACUCUGGGUCCUCUGUUCAGAAACUCUCGGAUGGUUCAGUUUCUCUUCACCAACAAAGACGUGGAGUCCCUGAAGGGUCUCUAUCGCAUCAUGGCGAACGGCUUUGCUGGCUGUGUACACUUCCCCCACAGUGCUCCGUGUGAGGUGCGGGUCCUGAUGCUGCUCUACUCGUCGAAGAAGCGUAUCUUCAUGGGCCUGAUCCCUAACGACCAGAGCGGCUUCGUUAACGGCAUCCGGCAGGUCAUCACCAACCAUAAACAAGUCCAGCAGCACCGCACGAUGGGUAACGCAGGGCAGAUGCAGACGGGCCAGGUCCCGCCCAAUCAGAACUUCCUCAACAGGCCGCCUGGCCCAAUCCCCGUCACCCACGGCAACGUCCAGCAGCAGUCUGUGGUGGUGGGCAUGGCUCCUGUUAGUCAGGUCACAAUGAUGGAGGACCAACAGAGGCAGAAUACCAUGCUGACCAUGAGAGCAGCAGCGACAGCCAACCAGCAGCCUCCAGUCUCCGGAGCCCCGCCCAAUCAGGUGGCUCAAGGUCAACCCCAGGCCCCAGGCAACAUGCUCCGCCUCCCCAACCCGGGAGCCAAUCCGCAGCUGCGCAGUCUCCUCCUCAGCCAGCAGCAGCCACAGAGCGGUGUGUCUCAUAUGCAGGGCAUGCUGCCUCUCCAGGGUCUGAAUCAGCAGAUGGUGCACCCUGCAGGGGGCGCUCAGAUCCAGCCCCAGUGGAGGCAGCCUAUCGCAGGUCCGGGUCAAAUGCUAAUGGCGGGCGGACCGAGGGGCUCAGUGGCUCAGAAUCCUGGCAUGCCUCAGGUGUCCAGCGUCAUGGAGGAUGAGAUUCUUAUGGACCUUAUCUGAGGACUACGUCACCCACAAUCCCUCACUGCUCCUUUUACUUUUGCUUUAGAUGAGAAUGCGGCUGGGCAGAAGGUCAGGUGUUGAGUUAUAUUGAAACGGUCAGUGUGGAAAGUGACACGACACAUUUAGACACGUAUGUACGUCUGUUCUAUUUAAAGAACCCAUAGAACCAUAUGAAUUGUAAAUGUGUUUUUUGGGGGUGUUUUUUUGUGUUUUUCUGAUCUGAUAUACCUGACAGUUUGUGAGGAGUUUGUUGAGGCAGGUGUUACAGAACAGAAAGCGCAGAAACACAAGUAGAGUUAGGUUUGGAAUUCUGUUCAGCCAAAAUCCAGUCUGUUUAUUAAGAGAGUAAGAUUGUUCUUUUUGAUUAAUACAUUUUUGGUUUUAAGUUGUCUAGUUUACAGAGAAAUCUCAAGAUAAUCCUAUAGGGAAGCCUGUGAAAUGGAAUAGAAAUAGAAAAGAGCUGACAGACAUUCAUAUUGGGCCACCCACUAAAUUAGGCUUAAAUUAUCUGCAUAGCUGAGAAAGUUCAAUUUUUUUGUAUGAAAUACUUGUUUUCUCUUAUCCAGGCUUCCCAGUGGAAUUGCUUGAGCUAGAUUUGAAGCCAAA